Orcinus orca (killer whale) is the source of this 1877-nucleotide messenger RNA. RefSeq names its product myelin protein zero like 2 (gene MPZL2). The transcript is spliced from 6 exons. The coding region runs from base 186 to 833 and encodes 215 amino acids. The record is from RefSeq and is a predicted model, not a curated record. Lineage: Eukaryota; Metazoa; Chordata; Mammalia; Artiodactyla; Delphinidae. Gene Ontology annotation, biological process: cell-cell adhesion. Gene Ontology annotation, cellular component: membrane.
UUCACUCCAGCACCGGCAGAGCAGGAAUGACUCACAGGCACGGGUGCUCAGGUUCCCAUAGGUGAGGGACUGACUCCCCUCUCCGGAAAAACGCAGUGCGCUUUCCUCCUGGAGUGGCCUUGGCGGGGUGCUGGAACGCUCCGUCUGCCCGGUCUGGUCUCUGGGGCCAGGGCUGGGUUUCCCUCAUGUAUGGCAAGAGCCCUACGCGUGCUGUGCUUUUUCUCCUCGGCAUACAGCUCACAGCUCUUUGGCCAAUAGCAGCUGUGGAAAUUUACACUCCCCGUGUGCUGGAGGCUGUCAAUGGGACCGAUGUUCGGUUAAAAUGCACUUUCUCCAGCUUUGCCCCUGUGGGUGAUGCUCUAACAGUGACCUGGAAUUUCCGUCCUCGAGAUGGGGGCCCUGAGCAGUUUGUUUUCUACUACCAUGUGGAUCCUUUCAGACCCAUGAGUGGGCGUUUCAAGGACCGGGUGGUCUGGGAUGGGAACCCUGAGCGGUACGAUGUCUCCAUCCUCCUCUGGAAGCUACAGUUUGAUGACAAUGGGACAUACACCUGCCAGGUGAAGAACCCACCUGAUGUUGAUGGGCUGAUAGGGGAGAUCCAGCUCAGCGUUGUGCAAACUGUACGCUUCUCUGAGAUCCACUUCCUGGCCCUGGCCAUUGGCUCCGCCUGUGCACUGAUGGUCAUAAUAGUAAUUGUGGUGGUCCUCUUCCAGCAUUUCCGGAAAAAGCGACGGGCUGAAAGAGCUCAUAAAGUGGUGGAGAUAAAAUCAAAAGAAGAAGAAAAGCUCAACCAAGAAAAAAAGGUUUCUGUUUAUUUAGAAGACACAGACUAACAUUAUUAUAUGGAAGCUGAAGAUUUCCAAGAACAAGAACCCUGAGAUAAGUUGGUGUUAAUGGAAGCUUUUCUUUGGCUUUUCCAGUUGUGACCUGUCUUCCAACCAGCUCUGCAGUAUAUAACCACCUAGACAAGCAACGUUCCUCUGGUGCCAGCAUAGGGCCCUUCUUGAGCAGAUACCAGCAGACUCACACACAGCCCUGUUACUAAGGUUUUAUUUAAUUUCAGAGUACAAAUAUUGUAUUUUUUUCAAAUGCUCAUUAGCUUUUAUAUACUAGGAAGCUACAUUUUUGCCCUUAAACACUCCUUGUGGAUUAUGAUUUGUAUACAUAUCUAUUGGCAUCAAAUGGGAUAAAAGUCCACUUGUGUGUCAUAAGAUUUCCUUUAAUAUAUUAGUUUCCUUAGAGCAGCACUCUUGCUACUAAAGUUAACAUGUUUACUCUUUCCUUCUCACACUCUCAAUUAAAAGGUGAGCUGAUUCUCCCAACUGUUUUUGAUUGAUUAACAGAAAAUUCUAAAUUCAACCUGUUAAAGAACAGUUUGAUUUUUAUGGCUCUCCUUAAGUAUGGGACACAUCUUAUUUUAUUGAAUUUCUUUCAAUACCCUAGAUGGCAGGUUUUUGUUUUUGUUUGUUUUUGGUCAAUUGAUCCAAGGUUUACAGUAGUACAAGUCUAAACCACAGAGUAACUAGGGAAGGUUACAGAAGUGCUAGUAGAUUGACAAAGGCCACCUCAAGAUGAAUUGCUUGUCACCUUUUUUCUCUGCUGUGACAAGCAAUCAACAGCUCAGAUCUUUCAUGAGCAGUGAAUGACUGUUUAGCUUACUAUAGUUUUUCCCCCAAUUCAAUUAUUUAUAACAACAGAGCAAAAUCUAUGCUUAUUUGUAGACUGGAAUCAUUAAGCAGUUAAAUGGAGUUUCUGAAGGAGUAUAUUACAAUUAAAAAAUUUAGGGCUAGUGAAAAAAAUCACCCUAAAUGAUAAUAAUUUUGUAUGGUGUUAUACAAAGCUCUGAGAACUGGAAGACAUUAAAUUUUUUUCUUUUA